Molecule: messenger RNA, 760 nt
Organism: Elaeis guineensis (African oil palm)
Lineage: Eukaryota; Viridiplantae; Streptophyta; Magnoliopsida; Arecales; Arecaceae
Product: small ribosomal subunit protein uS19
Biological process (GO): translation; ribosomal small subunit assembly
Cellular component (GO): ribosome; cytosolic small ribosomal subunit
Molecular function (GO): structural constituent of ribosome; RNA binding
Source: RefSeq, a predicted model, not a curated record
CCCCAAAACCCUAGAUCCCUCGUGCUCGCGGCGGCCCCCGGGACGAACUUUCCCAUCGCUCGCAGCCAUGGCGGACGUGGAGGUGGAUGUUGCGGCCGGACAGCCGAAGAAGAGGACGUUCAGGAAGUUCAGCUACCGUGGGGUCGAUCUUGAUGCCCUCCUUGACAUGUCCACCGACGAGCUCGUCAAGCUCUUCCCUGCUCGGUCUCGCCGGAGGUUUCAGCGCGGCCUGAAGAGGAAGCCGAUGGCUCUGAUCAAGAAGCUCCGGAAGGCGAAAAAGGAUGCUCCUCCUGGUGAGAAGCCAGAGCCAGUCAGAACUCAUCUUCGCAACAUGAUCAUAGUGCCUGAGAUGAUAGGGAGCAUUGUUGGGGUCUACAAUGGCAAGACCUUCAACCAGGUUGAGAUUAAACCUGAGAUGAUUGGCCACUACCUUGCUGAGUUCUCCAUUUCCUACAAGCCUGUCAAGCAUGGGAGACCCGGGAUUGGUGCCACCCACUCUUCAAGAUUCAUUCCUCUCAAGUGAAGAGCCUCCUUGCUAGUUCUUAGGGCUUAUCUCCUUCCAACCAUCUUUUCUAUCAACUGCAUCUUGAAGUAUCUUUUCCUUUGAUUCGCUGGAAAAACUUUUCAUGAAAGUUCUGUUUUGGAUGCUUCUAGCGUACUGGUGGUCUGCAUUUUAGAAACAUCAAAAUUGACACUCUAUAUUUUCUGACUUUGCGAUUGUUUUAUUUCUUUAAAGAUCUAUUUGUCUGCUCUUUCUGUA